Messenger RNA from Chondrus crispus (carragheen), 210 nucleotides. RefSeq lists its product as hypothetical. The record is from RefSeq and is a predicted model, not a curated record. NCBI's taxonomy places the organism in Eukaryota, Rhodophyta, Florideophyceae, Gigartinales, Gigartinaceae. The coding region runs from base 1 to 210 and encodes 69 amino acids. The transcript has a single exon.
AUGACCUGUAACAGUAAAUUGCAGCAGUAUUUAGAAGAAGUCCACAUCUACACUACCCCUCCCCUUUUAUUUCUUUCCUCUCCAGUUGUCCAACGAGAAGUUAGCCUAGGACGUUUCGGAAAGGAUUGGAAGACCCUCUACGUUUAUGCUGUGAGAAACAACGCGAAGACGCUUGUUUCUAAAACACAAACCAACGGCAUCGCUCGCUGA